CGCAUGCGCCCUCCCACCCCCGCUAGCUCCCGGCUCCCGGUGUCGGAAGCGUCACUUUGUGGCUGAAAAUGGCGAUCCCCGCCAGUCAGGAUUUACGGCAGCAGCUGAAGGAUGGUACGGCCGCCUCGGAGGCCGCAGAACAAGAGACCGUUCACCUCGAUCAGGGGCACAUCGAGGAGCUCAACAGUCAUGACAAGUCCGGCGUCCCCCUCAACUCGCCCUGGACCUUUUGGCUGGAUAGGUCAGUACCUGGAACUACUGCAGCAGAAUGUGAAUCCAACCUAAAGAAAAUUUAUACUGUACAAACUGUACAGAGUUUCUGGAGUGUCUACAAUAAUAUUCCUACAGUGACUAGUUUGCCUUUGCGCUGUAGUUACCACUUAAUGAGAGGAGAAAGGCGGCCACUGUGGGAAGACGAGAGUAAUGCCAAAGGAGGAUUGUGGAAAAUGAAAAUUUCAAAAGAGCAUACUUCUGCUGUUUGGAAAGAGUUAUUACUGGCUACAAUUGGUGAACAAUUUGUAGAUUGCUGCGCAGAAGAUGAUGAGGUGGUUGGUGUCAGUGUCAGUGUUCGAGAUCGUGAAGACAUUAUUCAAGUUUGGAAUGUAAAUGCUGCUGGAGCAAAUGAAGUAACUAUUAUACAAAAGAUUUAUCAGCUUCUCCCAAAAGUAACUUUUAAGGCAGUGUUUUAUAAGCCUCAUGAGGAGCAUCAUGCUUUUGAACGAGGUCGUGCCAAGCCAUAGCAUUUCACAGCAAACACUUUUGUAAGGAAGAGUUGGACUCUCAGCAUCACAGUGGUGAAUUUCAGUCGAACUUUGAUAAAAUAGUGAAAUCAGGUGACUAAUUCUGAAAAGACAAAGAGGAAUAUUGACAUUUCUGUUUGUUUCGGCUGAUAAGUAACUUACAUUAAAUUCUGUAUUAGGUUUCUAUAUAUAAAAUAAGCAAAGAUGCUUCUUGACUAUUGAUUUGAUUUUUGUUGCUUUAACAUUAGUUAAGUUAUUCUGCUUUUGACUGCAUUCCUAUUUUAAGAAUGUGGUUUCUUUCCUAGUUUAACUAAUUGUACUGUAGUUACAAAUUAUUUGUAAUAUGCGUAUUCGACCUGCUGCUUAAUCUGGAAGAAAAUUAUCAAAAUCAGAAUGUUGAUUCACACAAGUUGAAGUCAAAUCUGGUUAAUUGGCAUGUUACUAGUAGAUCACAGUUCAUUUCUCUUUCAAAAGUGAUUGCACUGCAUAAUUAUGUAAGUCACUAACUUUGGUUAUGUGUAUGUCUUGCACUGAUAGACAAAUGUUUCCAUCAGAAAGUACUACAAAUAGUGUAUAAUUAUGUUUCUAUUUCAUUAUUUCAUAUUGUGCAACUUUAUUCACUAACUAUAAUUUAGGACACAUUUCAUUUGCAAUGUAUGGAAAUGCUGGUCCUAAGUGAAUUUCGAAUCUACAGUAAAUUGGUAGCACUGAUACUUAAUAUUUCAUUUAUUAAAAUCUUAGUUUUAGUUGGUUCUGAAAUGUUUGCAAUUUAAUUGCUACAGCGCAUUUUCUGUCCACAGAGAUCAUGUGGCAAAGAACUCGGUUUUGCAGAAUGUUUCAUUCUGUUGCAGUAUUUAUUGUAGUAGAUGCAGUGGAGUUAUUUGGUGGGAUUGUACAUUUUGUUGCUACAGAACCAAAGAAUUUUAUUACUGUUUUGAGAAACAUGGGUCGGGGCCGAGUUUGGGGGGGUGGGGGGGGCCACCGCGGAGUGUUCUGGGGAGGAAAGGAGCAAAGUUGAGAGUAAAAGCUGCAAAUCUGUAAAUGCCACCCUAAAACAAUCAAGAUUACAGUAGAAUUGAACAAAAGUAUAAAUUAUAAUUUUGAAUUUUCACUGCAAGAAACUCCAGUGUAUAAAUUUAAUAAUACAGGAAAGUUGUUUUGCCUUGAUACUAAAUGCGAUAAUGAUAAUCAUUAUAGAUCUGUAUGAAGAAUGUUCAACAGAUCAUAAAGGUUUCACACAGGCGUCAUUAUUACCCAAACCGUGACAGAAGUUGUUCCAUCAAGUCAUUUAUUCUGUUUGUCAGAAUCCACUGAUUAGCAUUAGAUUGUUGAACUUGCAUUUCUGAUAAUCAGAAAUUAUAUUAUCUAUAAAGAUUACACUGCAUGGAAAUUUGCCAUGCCUUUAACCAUAUUAUAAAUUAUUGCACCUCAAUUAAAUCAUCAAAUGUCAAGUUGUCAUGUAUGUUUUUCCCUUCGUGCUGGUUUCAAUAAACGCUGCAAAAUGCAUUACUGGAAGUUAUAAACAGCAAAUUUGAUAUAAAAAUGAACUGUACAUCAGUUUAAAAUUUAAUACUGUAGACAGAAAAGCUAUAGUGCUGCAUAAUUCAUAUUACAUAACAUCAAAUCAUGAAUUAUUCUUGCAUUUAUUAUUUGUUGAAAAAAUAAGGUUCUUCAGAGUUACUGCAGCUUUUGUGCUGUGGUUUCUUGCGCACUGAUUCUUUUCUUUAAAAUACAAGUUUGUGCUUUUUUUUUAAAUCUCUGCUACCCAGAUCUGCAUAUGUAAAAUGAAUAAAAGCACAAUCUAUUUUUAUAGAAUUCUGGGUAAACUGGUAAUUCACAACUGUGAAUAGUGUACACUUCAUAACAUAAGAAAACAAGCAGGUUUUUUUUCAUGAAUGAACAGAUCACAAACCAUAUUUUUUUACCCUUUUUUCACACAGUAAUGGAGGCUUUGUGAUGGCCGGAUAUAUAUGAAUGUUGUGUAUUUCCAGCUAUUGAAAUACACAUUCAAUAGAAAUUUGACCAGCAAAUAGUCAGUUUCAAAUUGUAUUCUCUUCUUAUUUGAAAAUAAAGGCUAUUUUCUUUUACUCAUUAGUUAUAGCCAUAAGUUAGUCUGAAACACCCAAGGUCAAAGCUCUGAGAAAUGCAUGAUUUUUAUGUCCCAACUUAACUUCUUUCUGUGUCUAAAUUCAGAAUCUUCUACUGGAGAUACUGUCUUGUCUAGCCUCCGCGGGCGUCUGGAUGUCUGGAAAAAAUUGUUUUAUACUUUUCUAGAAUUGGUUUGUUAAUCACUUUAGUCUGUUUCGAAUAAAAAAUAUAAAUUGAUAUUUUAAUUACAGUAAUAUAGGGAUCAGGAGCUAUGCCUUGAGUAUCUGAAAGAUAAGAAAGCUGGCUUAAUAGCAGAAAUUGCUGAAAACAGUCUUCGAAAUGAAACAUGGUUCCUUUUUCACAGAUGCUGCCUGACCCACUGAUUGUUUCCAGAAUUUUCUGCUUUAAUAUCAGAUUUGCAGUUUUUUUGGAUUUAAAUUAAUGUAAGAAGUGUGACUUUGUAUGCUCAAGGUUAUGAAAGAUGUUAUAGAUCUGAUAUUUAUAUUUUGUAAUCUUAUUAGUACUGCUGUACGUAUGCCAUUCAUGAAUUUUGCUUGUUCAUUUGGCAACUAUUGAAUAAAAUGAAA
Messenger RNA from Mobula hypostoma (lesser devil ray), 3415 nucleotides. It is a transcript of the gene eif4e3, whose product is annotated as eukaryotic translation initiation factor 4E family member 3. Gene Ontology annotation, molecular function: RNA 7-methylguanosine cap binding; translation initiation factor activity. Gene Ontology annotation, cellular component: eukaryotic translation initiation factor 4F complex. The record is from RefSeq and is a predicted model, not a curated record. Bases 69 to 740 code for a protein of 223 amino acids. Gene Ontology annotation, biological process: translational initiation. The transcript has 7 exons. Lineage: Eukaryota; Metazoa; Chordata; Chondrichthyes; Myliobatiformes; Myliobatidae.